Molecule: messenger RNA, 1218 nt
Organism: Erigeron canadensis
Lineage: Eukaryota; Viridiplantae; Streptophyta; Magnoliopsida; Asterales; Asteraceae
Product: INO80 complex subunit D-like
Exons: 2
Coding region: 168-929 (253 amino acids)
Cellular component (GO): NSL complex
Source: RefSeq, a predicted model, not a curated record
AUUUACAAACCCACCACCUCACUAUCUCUCUCUCACUCAGACACUUUCUCUCUCUACAAUGUCUCCCACCCCGCCAACAAAACCCUAACGCCGCCAUCUCCGCCGCCGGCCACCACCAAUGCAAUAAAACCACCACGCCGCCUCCACACUCUCUCUCAUCACCUACAAUGAAUUCCUCUCAUGAAAACCCUAACAAUCCCCCUGACGGUACCAAUUUCGCCUCCGGAAUCAAACCGUCGCCGGAAGACAUGUACUUGUCGAAUUCCGGUCAGUUACAACGGAAGCAGGUUCUCCGACGCCGGUCACACAACAUGAAACAAUUGUCAAAAUGUUACCGUGAUCAUUAUUGGGGGUUAAUGGAGGAAGUUAGGGUUAAAUAUAGAGAGUAUUUGUGGAAAUUUGGAAUCAGUCCAUUUUUACAGGAAAUUCCUAAAGAAAUUGAGAAAAAAAAUGAAGAAGAAAAAAUUAAUAAUAAUAAUAAUAAUAAUGUUAUUAUUGUUGAUAAUAAUAAUAAUAAAGGAAUAGUGAGUGAUGAUGUGAGUGUGAAAUGUGCUUUUAAUGGGUGUAAGUCGAAAGCGAUGACAUUGACUAAGUUUUGUCACGUUCAUAUCUUAUCCGACCCCAAGCAACAGUUGUAUAAGCCUUGCCAGUUUUUCGACAAGAGCUCGCAUGGAGUACUUUCACCAUGUUUAAAGCCAGUACUACGCUCAAUGGUGCCUUGUCUCUGUAGCAUGCACUUUAUGAAAGCCCAGCAACAUGUCUUUCGUGCAUUGAGGAAAGCUGGUCUAAAUGUUACUUCUACAAACAGGUUUGCUCCAAAGUUCCAUGUCAUUGUGACGGAAUAUGUUCGAGAAAUUCAGGACAGGAGGAAGAAUAAUCUGAGUGCAAACAAGAAAAAGGUUGUGCCUAAACUUGAAAUUGAUAACUGACUGCAUCUUGCCAGUUCAGGUAGUAUAAAUCAUCUACAGGGGUAGGUAUUUACCGUUUUUGCAGUGUUCUAACAAUGUACAAAGUCUAAUCCAGAGUUUACUAUCUCAGUAGAUCUAUAUCAUCUUAUUGUUGGGUGGUUCUUUUUCCUUUUCUUUUCAAGGGUUCUUGAAAUUGUUGAGGAAGGUUGCAAACCUUAGUAUAAAGUGCUUUAAGCCCGUCUUGUCUUUAUUUUCUUUUCAACAGUGUAUACUUUUUUGAUGUGUAGUAAUCUUACCACAUGUACAUUAA